Messenger RNA from Brachypodium distachyon (stiff brome), 1385 nucleotides. RefSeq names its product expansin-B16. The transcript is spliced from 4 exons. Gene Ontology annotation, biological process: sexual reproduction. The record is from RefSeq and is a predicted model, not a curated record. NCBI's taxonomy places the organism in Eukaryota, Viridiplantae, Streptophyta, Magnoliopsida, Poales, Poaceae. The coding region runs from base 210 to 1034 and encodes 274 amino acids. Gene Ontology annotation, cellular component: plasmodesma; extracellular region.
GCCUAGCUAGCACCCUGCUCGUGCAUUCCCAUUGUCUCCACGUUCCCUUUGUGCAGAGCGCAGCUCUCUGAGCUCUGGGCAUUGGGGGCUGGGGCUUCUCGAAGGCUUAAAGCUAGGUGGCCGUGACCCAGAAAGAAGCACACUGCUCUCGUACACACGAGGCUGCAAUAGCUGCGUUAGCCACGGUAGAAGCGCUGCGCUCAUCACAAAUGGCCGGCGGCUCCGCCUGCUCAGGCUCUCCGGCUCCCUUAUCGACCAGCUUUGCUCGGCUCGCUUCUCUCCUUUCUGCGGCGUCCAUCUUCGUUGCCGCGGAGGCCGGGGCGGCGCACAAGGUGGUCGACCCUCAGUGGCAUCAGGCCACCGCGACCUGGUACGGCAGCGCCGACGGCGACGGCAGCGAUGGCGGCGCGUGUGGGUACGGGACGCUGGUGGACGUGGCGCCGAUGAAGGCCCGCGUGGGCGCGGUGAGCCCGGUGCUGUUCAAGGGCGGCGAGGGCUGCGGCGCGUGUUACAAGGUCAGGUGCCUCGACGCCGGCAUCUGCUCGCGCCGCGCCGUCACCGUCAUCGUCACCGACGAGUGCCCCGGCGGCUACUGCUCCUCGGGCCGCACGCACUUCGACCUCAGCGGCGCCGCCUUCGGCAGGCUCGCCGUCGCCGGUCACGGCGGGCAGCUGCGCAACCGAGGAGAGAUCUCGGUGGUGUUCCGCAGGACGCCGUGCAAGUACCGGGGGAAGAACAUCGCCUUCCGCGUGGUCGAGGGAUCGACGAGCUUCUGGCUCUCGCUUCUGGUGGAGUUCGAGGACGGCGACGGCGACAUUGGAUCCAUGCAGCUAAAGCAGGCAAAGUCGGCACAGUGGCAAGACAUGAAGCACAUCUGGGGUGCCACCUGGAGCCUCACGCCAGGCCCACUCAUUGGACCAUUUUCUGUUAGGUUGACAACCCUGACUACCAAGAAGACCCUCUCCGCUCAGGACGUCAUCCCAAGGAAUUGGACUCCCAAGGCUACCUAUACGUCUCGCCUCAACUUCAUAUAAAAAUGACGGGUGUAUGUGUAACAUGUUGGCCUUGCAUCAGUGGAGUCCCACGGUCUUGUUCAAUUUGUCUGUGGUUGUGUGUAGUUAAUUCGUUACUAUGAGAUAGAGGUGUUUGGGUUAGAAUGUGUACCCUAAACCCUAGUAGGAAGCCCUCUCCGAACUGGAGAGAGAGCGUGAUGAGUCAGCAUUCACUCCGUGGUGAUGUUGUUGCAGUAUUGCCUAUGUCUAUUAGAUCAUGUACGUUUCUAUACUCAUCAAUCCAUUUUGUCUGUAUCAUUACAUUGCGCCCUCUUCACUGUUGGGUUUGUUCAAAGCCAACAUUGAUAGUGCCGUAUCUCGCACAGGCAUCUA